Zea mays is the source of this 2491-nucleotide messenger RNA. RefSeq names its product CTP synthase family protein. The transcript is spliced from 20 exons. The record is from RefSeq and is marked validated. Gene Ontology annotation, molecular function: CTP synthase activity; identical protein binding. NCBI's taxonomy places the organism in Eukaryota, Viridiplantae, Streptophyta, Magnoliopsida, Poales, Poaceae. Gene Ontology annotation, biological process: CTP biosynthetic process; pyrimidine nucleobase biosynthetic process. The coding region runs from base 240 to 2057 and encodes 605 amino acids.
CUUGGUUUGGCUGGCGGCUAGCCCCUAACCAAAAAAAAUAAAAUAAAACCAACUCUCCCAUUCGGCCAUUUGCCCAUUUCCCAUCUCGCCUUCGCUUCCCACGCCCCUCCGUCCCGCCUCGCCGCGGCAAGGCACCGCCGCCAACCGCCCUCGUCCCUCUUCGACUCGACCGCGUGAGUGAGACGACCGCGCGCGCCCCUCGCCCGCCCGCCAGGAGGAGAUCGACCCCCGAACGCGUCAUGAAGUACGUGCUGGUGACCGGCGGCGUGGUGAGCGGGCUCGGGAAGGGCGUGACGGCCAGCAGCGUCGGGGUCGUCCUCAAGUCCUGCGGCCUCCGCGUCACCUCCAUCAAGAUCGAUCCAUACCUCAACAUCGAUGCCGGAACCAUGUCUCCGCUCGAGCAUGGCGAAGUGUUUGUUUUGGACGACGGCGGUGAGGUGGACUUGGACCUUGGAAACUACGAACGAUUUCUGGACAUCAAGCUGACUCGUGACAACAACAUAACCACGGGGAAGAUCUACCAGUCUGUUAUUGACAAGGAACGUAGAGGGGAUUACCUAGGAAAAACUGUUCAGGUUGUGCCGCACAUCACAGAUGAAAUACAAGAGUGGAUUGAACGUGUGGCAAUGAAUCCAGUUGAUGGCACAGAAGAGCCAGCUGAUGUUUGUGUCAUAGAACUUGGUGGCACUAUAGGGGACAUUGAAUCAAUGCCUUUCAUUGAAGCAUUAGGUCAAUUUUCAUACCGUGUAGGGCCUGGAAACUUCUGCUUGGUGCAUGUCAGUCUUGUACCAGUUUUAAAUGUGGUUGGUGAGCAGAAAACAAAGCCCACCCAACAUAGUGUUCGCGGACUUAGAGGACUUGGACUCAUGCCUGAUAUUUUGGCAUGCCGUAGUACACAGCCACUUGAAGAACAUGUGAAAGUGAAGCUCGCACAAUUUUGUCAUGUUCCGAUAUCAAAUAUCAUUAAUCUCCGUGAUGUAACGAACAUUUGGCACAUCCCUUUGUUGCUCAGAGACCAGAAGGCCCAUGAAGCUAUUUUGAAAGUGUUAGACAUUCAGUGUGUGGGUAAAGUUGCUCGAGAACCCCAGUUGUCUGAAUGGACUGAAAGAGCCAGCAGAUGUGACAGAUUGAAAUCUCCGGUUAGGAUUGCUAUGGUUGGAAAGUAUACUGGCCUGUCAGAUUCCUACCUAUCUGUUAUCAAGGCUCUUUUGCAUGCGUCGGUUGCUUUGGACAGGAAACUUGUGGUAGACUGGGUUCCUUCCUGUGAUCUUGAAGAUUCUGCAGCAGAAGAGAAUCUUGAUGCCUACGAAAAAGCAUGGGAAUUGUUAAAGGGUGCAGAUGGUGUGUUGGUGCCAGGGGGUUUUGGAGACAGAGGAGUUCAAGGGAAAAUUCUGGCUGCAAAAUAUGCGCGAGAAAACAACAUUCCAUAUCUUGGCAUUUGCUUGGGCAUGCAAAUUGCAGUGAUUGAGUUUGCACGUUCUAUCAUGAAGUUGCACGGUGCAAACAGCACAGAGUUCGAUCCAACCACAAAAACCCCAUGUGUUAUUUUCAUGCCAGAGGGGUCAAAAACCCAUAUGGGGGCAACAAUGCGCCUUGGAUCAAGGAGGACCUUUUUCCAGGUCACUAACUGCAAAUCUGCUAAACUGUAUGGGAAUGCUAGCUACGUUGAUGAACGGCACCGCCACAGAUACGAGGUGAAUCCUGAUAUGGUCCCAGAAUUUGAGAAGGCAGGGCUUUCUUUCGUUGGCAGGGAUGAAAGUGGUAAACGCAUGGAGAUUAUCGAACUGCCAACUCAUAGGUUUUUCGUCGGUGCACAAUUUCAUCCUGAAUUCAAGUCAAGGCCCGGCAAGCCAUCUCCGCUUUUCUUAGGAUUGGUAGCAGCGUCAUCAGGUCAGCUUGAUCACCUGCUCCAACCUGGUCUUAUCAGUUCGACUGGCAGACACACCUGCAGCAAAGGAGGAGCGCAAAAAUUAAAGGCUGGGCACGUCAUGAAGCCACUGAAUGGCCUGGUGAACGCACACUAUUCAGCAACCGGCAAUGGCGCCAUUCCCAUCUAGCAGCGCAGAGCUGCGACGCGUCGCGUGCUUGUUUGGGAUUUCUCUUCUACCGUUACUGCUUGUUCUUUUUUUUUCCCUUUCCUUCGAGGGUGUUCUUCCGUACGUUCUGCCAGGCCAACUGAGAAGAAGAGAAGGGCUGUUUGCUCUAGCGACACGGGCAGCCGCGUUUCCGAUGUUUUAACGUGGAAGCAUUUGGCAUGGAAGCUGUCGCAUGCAUCAAGAGGCAAAUCUAGCAGGUUAGCUAGAGUUUGAUUAGUAGUGGUAAUCCGAUAUAUAUGCUGGUUGAUUUGUUCGUUUGUUUGCUAAGAUUACAAGGGCCGGUGAUGUGCAGCUAGCUGGUAGUGUAGCCUGCCGUCUCGCCUCAUUUGUACAUUGUAAAACAACUGCUACUCUCCAUUGACUGACUGAAUGGACGAGUAUAAACGUAUUGGACC